Messenger RNA from Gloeophyllum trabeum ATCC 11539, 2583 nucleotides. RefSeq lists its product as uncharacterized. Bases 1 to 2583 code for a protein of 860 amino acids. Gene Ontology annotation, biological process: protein phosphorylation. The transcript has 5 exons. NCBI's taxonomy places the organism in Eukaryota, Fungi, Basidiomycota, Agaricomycetes, Gloeophyllales, Gloeophyllaceae. The record is from RefSeq and is a predicted model, not a curated record. Gene Ontology annotation, molecular function: protein kinase activity.
AUGUCUGAACCUGCGCCGACUCCCCCUCCCGAUACACCCUAUCCCGCGUCUCCGGUCGCACCUUUAUUGGACGACGAUGCCCUCCCCGCCGCCGCGGCGUCGCCCCCUUCGCGCGAUCCCGGUGCCACUUCACCCGCCCCCGACGUUGAAAACGACGAUGGACGCCCGCGCACUCCCACUGGGAAACAACCUCCUGUUUGCGAAUUUAAUACACCGGUUUCUGUCCCAUCCAACCGGCCGCUCGCCUCCGGUCGAAACUUCCAGAGUCAAGACGUCGGUCUGGCGACGUUGAAGACAGAGGCCGGGACUGAGGCAUCACGAUUACAUGUUGGCCCAGUGUCGAUGAAGGAUUUCAUGCGCCUUACCUUCCAGCGUCACUUUUCGGAAGUGGUAGAGGACGUCUCGCAGAGAAUAUCACCUGAUGAUCAGGCCCGAGUAUCGGCCAGGCUAAGCAAGAUUCCCCCUGGAGAGGUAGUUGAACGCAAAAUGUAUACACCCUUGAAGGAAGGAAUGAAUGACAUGUGCUCGUCUCUGUGGAAAGAGAACAGUCCUAUUGAGCUCGAGACCGUGGAGAGCACGAAGGAUCCGCAGGACCCGGGGACACCUGACUUGAUUAUAAAGGAGAGUGGCAUGGGCCUAUGCCCGUGGCCAUGCGCAUUGGCCUUUGUGGAGGUCAAGCCUCAGGAUAAGCAGGAUCCUUUCUAUUACACCGACGGCUCCUCCGCAAAGGUCGUGUAUGAUUACCAGCUUAAAGUGUGGGAUCAAAUCUCGUACUACGCCACAGUCUCGUUCAGGCGCCGGCCUCGCUGCUUUCUCUGCGGCAUUGGCGUUUUUGGAAAUCGCGCUCGAUUCUUUCGCUUCGAUCGCUCUUCGAUAUUGGUAUCCGAGGCCUUUGAAUACAAGGAGAAUCCAGAACCACUCUGGCAAUUCUUGGCUGGCUUCGGCGCCCAGGGUUACUAUGGUAGUGGCGUGGACCCCACGAUAGACUUCGAGGUCCACGAUCACGACGCGCUCCUCCUGGAAAAGAUCCAGAAGGCAAGGGCGAAACGCCUACUCUCUGAAGAAACUGAGAAACUACACGAUGACACCCUGCGAGCGCAGAGCAGUACCAUCAGAGUUCCGUCCAAGGACGGUGCGAAACUCGAGCAGUACAUCACCGUCGGCCCACCUUUGGUGACCUCGACAGCGCUCCUUGGUCGCGGGACGUGCACCUGGCUCGCCUUCCCUGUCCCCGGGACCGUCGAAAAUCCGGAGCGCAGCAAUGAAGACCACUUCGUAAUCAUCAAGGAUUCUUGGCGGGACCCUACUCGCAGACUCGAGGGCGAUAUAUACGACAUUAUCCAUGGCGGCAAGGAUCACGUUCCCGGCGUGGCAAGGAAGCGCAGCGAUGUGGAUCUGGUCGAACCGCCCGACCCGAACAGCGAGAUGCAUCGGACGCUCGCCCACGUACUGAACACCCAUAUACUGGAUAAGAAUGCACCUCGCAAGUGCCCUCCUCGCGUCCAUCAUCGCUGCAUCCUCAAUUCCGUCGGGAUCCAUCUCAGUCGAUUCUUAUGCACUCGCGAGGCGUUGGAAGCGAUCUAUGACUCGCUCUUACGUCACGAACAGAUGAGCAAGAAGGAUAUACUCCAUCGGGAUAUCAGCGUGAAUAAUAUCAUGAUCAGCGCUUACCCCGAGGUGGAGAAAUGCAAAGGCUUCCUCAUUGAUGUCGAGUAUGCCACUGUUGUCGGGGAGCCCGGAAGCGAGUCGGAUCUACGUGAGAUCACGGGUACCAUCCAAUUCCUAUCGAUUGCUCGCCUUCGGAAGACUCCUCAGUUACCCGCUCACGAGACUUGGAACGACCUCGAAUCAUACUUCUGGACUAUUGCAUACCUCUACAUUCACCACAGGCCACACACCUUGUCGGAGCAGGUUAUCAGUGAAAUCUUCGCCCUUUGCCACCCGGACCUCAGAACCACCAUGGUCAGAACGCAUGUGGAGACGAUGGAGAUUCUGUGCGGCCCUGACGAAAACAGUGAAGGCGGCGCUCGAGACCAACGGGAGAACGUCCCGUUGACCUCCUGUAUUCGUCGGCUUGCGGAGCUCGUGAAGAGCCACUACCAAGACAAAGAUUGGAUUAAAAAAGCUUAUGCAACAUUUCCGGAUAUGUUCUUUCAACUCACGACCCACGAGACGAUAAAGGAGGUCAUACGCGAGGCUUUGGACUGCGAUCGCUGGCCUUCCAACGAUGGCGCUACCCCCUUCCGCCUUAUACAAGCACCGGAGAAGGCUGUACACGCCAACACGGCAGCAAACCUCGUGUCUGGGAUCGAGUCCAGCCAGACAUCCGAAAGCGGGAGCAAGCGCAAGCGGGACGACGACGAGGGCUCAUCAGCGAAACGCGCUCGUCCUACUGGUGCCGACGGCCAGGCUGGAGAAACGGAAACGGGAAUAGUGGGGAAGGAGGAGACCGAGGAGGAGACCGAGGAGGAGAAGAGGGAGAAGGAGAAGGAGCGCAUGAAUAAGGUGGAUCGGUUCGAGGAGGGGCCGGUUAUGGGGGGAUGGGGGAUGUGGAGGAUGUGGCAAAUGGGGAGGGGGGCGUAG